AUGCAGCAAGGACGUGAGGGUUUGCCAUCAAGUUACGUUAGGCAAUCUUGCUUACGGCUGCUGGUUCAAUGUGGGCACAAGCCAAAUUCGUGCACCUUCGCGACUCUGCCGAGCUUGAAAGGGCAGAAUGCUAGUGUUGCUUGUUGGAGUGAGCAUGUUGCUUGCCGCACCCCCUGUCGCAGCACCAAGAAGAAGGCCACAGAUGGCGAGUUGGGUGGACAGAAGGACUGGACGGUCCGCAUCAUCGAUGGCCUGGAGCUUGACAUCGAGGAGCCGGAUUUGUACAUCCCAACCAUGGGCUUUGUGACGUAUGUGGUUCUUUACGGUUUGGUGCGUGGAAUCCAGGAGGACUUUUCGCCUGAAGUUUUGUCUGCAACCAUCAGCUCAGCCUUGGUGAUGCUCAUCCUCGAGCUUGCCUUGAUGAAAGGGGCGCUCUUCAUGUCGGGCGCGGUCAACACGCCCACCCUCGAUUUGUUUGCUUUGUUGGGGUACAAGUUCUUCUACCUUUCAGUUCACCUUGGGCUCGGUUUGCUUUGGGGACGCGGCAGAAAGCCAUCAGGCUUCUUCUACACCGUGCUGAUCCUUGGGCUCGCUGUCAGCUGUGGUGUUGCUCUGUGGCAGGCUUUGAGAAGGCUCGCUCGGAUGCAGCCAACUCACGGACAAGAGUGCGUUUCCGACAUGCACCAAAUGUGCAUCAAGGCACACGGCAUGUCAUUCCACAUGUUCACAGCAAGCGUUGGACAGACUCAAGGUUGA
This is a messenger RNA of Effrenium voratum, 756 nucleotides long. NCBI's taxonomy places the organism in Eukaryota, Dinophyceae, Suessiales, Symbiodiniaceae. The record is from the annotation of a GenBank genome assembly.